Molecule: messenger RNA, 1548 nt
Organism: Aureobasidium vineae
Lineage: Eukaryota; Fungi; Ascomycota; Dothideomycetes; Dothideales; Saccotheciaceae
Source: the annotation of a GenBank genome assembly
AUGGAUAUCAAGACGGUCGCUAUUGUAGGCGCGGGUGUCAGUGGUGUGUCAUCCGCCAUACAUCUCAGGAAGGCUGGGUUGGAAGUUACGGUCUUUGAACGAGGAGACGUUGUCGGAGGCGUAUGCUGUGUAUAUACAAAGAAAGCUGAUGAUCUGAAAGGGNUCUACAAUCCUCGGACAGCUGUUGAACCAUCUUACCCGGCCACCUUACCUUCCACAGGGGACUCGCCUGCUUUUGAUUCUCUUCUUGGGUUCAGCAACAGAGAUACUCGAAGAGAUAGUCCUGUAGGUCAGGAAUCGCUGGAACCGACAACGAAGAUCGACAAGAAUGAUUUGGAGAUUUUGCAUGCACCACCAGNNGGUAUUGCCCCCUCUUACUUCCUUUUCUCAAAUGACUUCUUUCGCCUUUGCAACAACGUCUCGACUCCGGAGAUGAAGCUUCGCACCCACGCUUGGAAACCGAACACUCCUGAUUUUGUAUCCCAUGAUGUGCUGGCAACAUAUAUUCAAGACACCGCUGCUGCCAACGACAUACUCUCAACCAUAUCUUUUCGCACAAGAGUGACCAAAGUGGAAAAGAAAGGGAAGAAAUGGGAGGUCAGCACUUCAAAGUUGGCUGGGGAAGGUGAUGGGACGGAAAUUAGGAACUCAGUACAGCUUUUCGAUGCAAUUGUGGUGGCCAGCGGACACUAUCAUGCUCCAAACAUUCCUGAUUACCCCAACCUUGAUGCUUGGAAGACUGCUUUUCCAGCACAAAUCACGCAUUCGAAAUCUUACCGCUCACCUGCGCCUUAUGCAGGAAAGAAUGUUCUGGUCAUUGGAGCCGGUGUAUCGAGUACAGAUAUCUGCCGCGAGUUAGGUGGUGUUGCGAACAGAGUAUGGCAGUCGAGUCGAGGGNGCGAGUAUGAUCUGCUGCCCACCAUGUUGACAGACAACUGCACUCGUAUCGGACCUAUUGCCAGUUUCUCACCUCUCGCUACACAAAAGCUGGCAGACAAUGACACGCUUCCUGGCAGUGCAAUCUUAUCCUCUGGCGACACUGUCGACAAUAUCUGCCACGUCAUUCUAGCAACAGGCUAUCAUAUGUCUUACCCUUUCCUUGCUCACCUCCACGCCGACACCCUGCUUCCUCAUCAAGCGUUAGAGACAACACUGGUCACCACAGGACAAGUAACCCACAACCUCCACAAAGAUAUCUUCUACAUUCCCGACCCCACGCUAGCAUUCAUCGGGGUCCCCUACCACGUAGCGACUUUUUCGCUCUUCGAAUUCCAAGCCAUGGCUGUUGCUGCCGUAUACUCUGGCACUGCAGUUCUGCCUGAAGAACAGCAGAUGAGAAACGAGUAUAACGAAAAAGUGAAAAGUAAGGGCGUGGGAAGGAAACUGCAUUCGUUGAAGGAUGAUGAGGGAGAGAUUCUGUAUGUGAGGGAGAUGAUGGAGAUUUUGAACCAAGGGAGGAGAGAGGAAGAUAAGGUGGAAGGACAUACGAAAGAGUGGUUUGAGGCGUAUGCGAGGAGAUUGGUGAGGAUGAAGGAAAGAAGGGGCUAG